This is a messenger RNA of Aaosphaeria arxii CBS 175.79, 628 nucleotides long. RefSeq lists its product as uncharacterized. Bases 99 to 443 code for a protein of 114 amino acids. Lineage: Eukaryota; Fungi; Ascomycota; Dothideomycetes; Pleosporales. The transcript is spliced from 2 exons. The record is from RefSeq and is a predicted model, not a curated record.
CAACCUUCCUUUCGAUAUCCUCACUUUCCUUAACUCUUUCCUUGAAACCUUUCCUUGAACUCGUCGGCGUUAUCACUCAUUCAGUCAACUAUUUCAUCAUGUACUCGGCAUUCACUACUACCAUUUUCACCAUCUUCGCAACAUUCACGCUUUGCUUCAGCUUGACCGUCGCUUCUUAUCCGACACAGCAAUUCCUAAUCCACACCGAGCCUCCAAAGGUGGUCCAAAAAUGCUCCAGGGCGGGAAAGACACUAGCGGAAUUAUUCAACAUGGUAGCAUCCGAGAAGGUCACUUGUAUCGAACCACCGCCGGAAGAGGAAUGUGAAGAUAAAAUGGCCGCGGCGCUCUGUACUGCAUUUCACAACAUGACAUGUAGCAAGACUAUGAGUGUGAGAGAUUGCGAAGUCGGGGCAUUAUAUCGGUGUCACGAGCAAUUCUGUUGAAAAUCGCGCGUAUCAGGCAACCGACACGCGGGAGUAGGGACAGUUCUAGCCAAAGCGAACUGGGAUGCCUUAUUUUUUGGAGACGAACGAUCUGGCUUCCAAGUAUCAACAUAAAGACAGGAGACGGAAGGCCACCUCUGUGAUACCCAAGGAAAAAUAAAAGGUUUUAAACAAUUUACGCAGAA